AUGUCCGAGAUGGUGGCGAUGCAAGGACCUUGCAAGAAACUGACGUGGAAGCCAGGAGCCGGAGGUGUUGCAGAGGGGCUCCGACGCUGCGCGCUUUGCUGCCUGAGCUGGCCGGAGCAGCUCUGCUGCCCUUGGCCCGCGGAGGAGCAAGAGCAGUUUGCGCCGCCCUCCCAGUUGCCGGCGCUAUGUUUGCCCUGCGAUCAGCUGGUCCGACGGCGGCCAAGUGCGCAGGAGACUGGCCUCUCCGUGCUCGCCCGAGGAGGGGCGGCCGCCCUCGGCGCGGCUGCAGCACACCUUAGCGACGGGGAACAGGAGUUCCAGUCGGUGCUCAGCCAGAAAGUCUUCGACCUGGGUGAAGGGCGCAGCGCGCUGCUUCUCAGCCUCGCUUCCCGGGCAGCUGUAGCACGCGCGCUGCGGCUUGGCGUUCCAGGCUGCGCCGUGGACUACCUGCCGGACGCGGAGGAGCAGGCAUCCUCGUACACGGUGACGGUGGCCCCUGCGGUGCUGGACCUGCGCCACAGCGCCCCGGCCCAGCAAAGUGCCGACGCCCUCGGCGCCUGGCUCGCGGGCGCGGGCUGCGCGGUGCUGCGCUGCCACGGCCACUGCGUGGAGCUAGGCGAUGCAGAGAGCAGGCUUCGCGCCCUGGCGCUGAACGGCGCUGGGUGGCAGGGCCACGUCAUGAAGGUUCGCGAUGCCCAGCCUCCAGGGCCCAUGGCGCCCGCACCCUUGAGGCGGCUACAGCUUCACUGGCUUAGGGCCCUCCGGGGCCUGUGUCCGGCACCGAAGCGUCUCAUCUGUGCCUUCCUGGGUGAAGCCCCUGUCAUGGUGCCUCAUGAUGCGACCAGCAUCCAAGAGGCCCUGGCCAUGUCUCCGGCAGAAGUCAUCAUCACGUCCGGCACCUACCGCCUGGCAGAGGGCCUCCGGCUGCGCUCGCGCGUGCGCUUGCGGGGCCAGGGCGGCGCGACCUUGGAGCUCUGCGCACCGAUUGAAGUCCAGUCGGAGUUCGGAGCGGAGCUUGCGAAUCUGGAGAUGGUGGGCUGCUGCAGCAGCGGCUGUGCAGCGGACUCUGGCGACCGAUGCCCGAACUGUCCCAGGUCGUUGGUUCGCAUUCUCGGCUCCCACCUGGUGGCCCUCGGCCGUGGCCUGGUGGGCUCGUUGGGCGCUUUCGGCUGCUGCAGCUGGGGGAAGGCGGAGGUCGUGCUGGAUCGCUGCACCCUUCGUGGAGGACACCAUGCGCUGGAUAUUCGCGGGGGCUGCGGCGUGCGGAGCCGUGCUGGGAAGCAGGUGGCUGGCCUCCAAGAGUCUGAGGAGUGCCCGCCUGUCCCUCUGGGAUUCGACCUGGGUGCCUGGCUGGCACGCUGCCGGGCGCAUGGGGCCCACGGCGUGCCAAAGGUGGAGCCGCAGGGCUUCCGGCCGUGGUCGCCCGAGAUUUGGCAGGUCCUGGUGCAGACGCACGUGCGCAUGAUCGACUGCGACGUCUCCGACGCAGGGAUGGAGGCCAUCAACCUCUGGCGCGGCGCCCGCCUUCAUCUGCAGCAUUGCCGGCUCCAAAACUGCGGCCAGGGCAUCAGCGCAAGCCUCUACGAGAGCAGGGCGAGGCUCGCGGACUUUGAGCCCUUCCAGGAGCCUUAUGACUUGGUCAUUGAAGGUUGCCAGUUCGCGGACUUCGGCCGACACGAUUGGUCCAGCGCCGUGUCCUUGGGACGCUUCGCCACAACAGGCUUCUACCGCGAGUCUGCCCUGACCAAGAAGUGUGUGGCGGGAGGUGACCUCCGCCUGCGCGCCUGCUUCGUGGGAAACACCGUGCGGAACUGCCAUGCUGGCCUUCUGGCCUCGGAGUGUGCAUUGGAGGCCAAGGGAAAUCGGUUUGAGUCGAUUCAGUUCGGGGCUUUCCAGCUCUUCAACGGCUCCGCUGUGCUCGAGGAGAAUGAGCUGGUCAAUUGUGCGGUCGCCGUGUCGAUACGUGCUGGCCCACGUGAUCGAACGCCGGGUGCGUCAACGUGCCAGUUGAGGGCCAACACCCUGCGCAGCUGCGAUGUGGGACUCAAGGCUUGCUCAGUGCAAGGCUCCCUCCUGCAAUGCGACAGCCAAGCGGAGCGCUUCCUCGACAACGGCGAUGGGCUUCUGGUGCAGGGCUCUGGGGCCCAACUUCGACUUUCGAGGUGCCACAUCGCGCGCUGCCAGCGCGGUGGUGCGUCCGUGGCCAAGGAGGGCCGCCUGGAGCUCGACUCUUGCGACCUUCUCGACAACGGCCGCGGCGUCGUCGUGGCGGGCGGGAGCUCUGCGAACGUGCAGCGAUGCUGCUUCCAAGGCAACACGGGCUGGGCCAUCCGCCUGGAGCCGACACCCUCGGUGGGCGCGGGUGAUCCUGAAGUGACGUCCAUCACGGAAAAUGUCUUCGGCACGCAUCUCCGGGGCAACGCCGGCCGCAAGCGAAUCCGCGUAGACGCCAGGGACCAGGCGGCCGUUGUCGCCGGCAACACGCAGGCGGAUGGCGAAGCAGUGGAUGCUGUGAUGCCCGGCAAAAUGCCGCGCCGCGGCGACCUUGAAGCCGUCGUGGCGGAAUUCGGCUCACUUUCCAUGGCCUAG
This is a messenger RNA of Symbiodinium natans, 2589 nucleotides long. Lineage: Eukaryota; Dinophyceae; Suessiales; Symbiodiniaceae. The record is from the annotation of a GenBank genome assembly.